GCCGAAGACAGCAGUAAAUACAACAACAUCCCAUUCCCCAUCAAAACUUGCCUUGUAAUAUUUGGUCGGAGUGGUCCAUGUGUAUUCCCCUUAUAGUUAUCUCUCACAAGAUUCCAAAUGAUUGCAUCAGACUGACUUUCACAGUUGCUCAAUUUGAGAGUAUACAGUAUUCGUGUUUCGUUCUCUUUUUCUUUCCUGAACGAAAUGCUGUUAGUUUGAGUUGAGCACACAUGCCCACUCCGACAUCCGUCCAGUAGCUCAGUUCUCAACGCGUUUAGAAGAUUUGAGGAUGGCGUUUUCGGUGUUGGGAUCAUUGGGUUCUCAUGUUUUUGUAAGAACUUCUCAUCAGAGACCUUUAACUAUUCAAUCGGUCAGAGAAAGAGGGAGGCGCAAUAUUAGUUUCAAGCUCUCAAGGUCAAGGGUUAUGUCAAGCAAGUCUGAAUUAGUUGAUUUUGAUGAGAGAACAAGCCCGAUUGAGGUCAGGAAAGAGAUUGAACGAUGCUAUGAACUGAUACAUAGACUUGGGAGAGGGGUCGUGUAUUUGGGAUCUUCAAGGAUGGGACCUGAUCAUUCACAUUAUUUGCAAGUACUUGAGUUGGGUAGAGAGAUUGCAAACCUUUUGGAAUGUACUUCAUGGACGGGGGCUGGUCCAGGGCUAAUGGAUGCUGCUACUAAAGGUGCUUUGCAAGCAGGAAAAUCAGUUGGUGGAUUUAAGAUUGGUAAAGAAGCUGGCGAAUGGACAGCGUCAAAUUACCAUCCUUACCUGCCUUCAGAAGUUUAUCUAACAUGCAGGUUUUUCUCUGCUAGAAAACAUGGGCUGGUAGAUGCUGCAGUAAGAAGCAGUAGUGCUGAUAGGACCGCAGUUGUUGCUCUCCCUGGUGGGAUUGGUACUCUAGAUGAAAUUUUUGAGAUAUUAGCACUAAUUCAGCUACAACGGAUUGGAUCAGAGCUUCCAGUUCCAUUCUUGUUGAUGAACUAUGACUCGUUCUACUCAAAGCUACUGGACUUUCUUGAUGAUUGUGAGGAUUGGGGUACUCUCUCCAAGGGAGAGGUUUCAUCUCUGUGGAAGGUUUGUGAUAGCAACUCUGAGGCUCUAUCUUAUUUGUCAGAUUUUUAUAACCUACAUGCUAGUGACAAAGGUAACCAUGAAAAAGAAUAGCUUAGUGCAAGCUGAACGAUUUCGUGAUAACAUUUGGAGUUGAUGAAGUGGUUGUCCGUAUUUCCCAUUAGUGUAUCUGCAAUAUAUGAUAAUGGUGUGAAAGCCUGUUGAGAACUUAACAAUUUAAAAAACACUGAAUAUUGUUCGUUAUGGACUAAACUUCAUUUUGGAAUCGUAUUCGAUACUAACAUCAAAAGGUAAGGGGAUUUGCUUGAAAGGUUGGGGAAGAGACUAGGAAAGCUUCUGGCAUUUAUGGAAACUCUCAGAAGAUGGUCAUGAAUGUUCAUGGAACGUUUGAUGCUCAGGUCCUCGCCAUUAGACUCGCAGUAUGGCCCAUGAUUGAGUGAGCGAAGUUUAGGGGUUGUAGCAGUUCCGUUGCAAUUAUCCCAACUAUGUAAUUCUCUAUACUGGGAUGUCUAUAUGCAUGUAUGAUUGAAUAUUCUUGCAUUGGAAGAACUGCCAUUAAUUAUCGAUGAGUUGGAUUAAGCAUUAUCGUA
Rosa rugosa (rugosa rose) is the source of this 1656-nucleotide messenger RNA. RefSeq names its product probable cytokinin riboside 5'-monophosphate phosphoribohydrolase LOGL10. Lineage: Eukaryota; Viridiplantae; Streptophyta; Magnoliopsida; Rosales; Rosaceae. Bases 290 to 1159 code for a protein of 289 amino acids. The record is from RefSeq and is a predicted model, not a curated record. The transcript is spliced from 4 exons.